GCGGUCGCCGGUUUGUUCCAGACACCGGCUCUUUGAAUCGUAUUGUGUAUUGAGCCGCGUUGGCUUCUGUGCUGGGAGGUGGAUUACCGGACGCGUCAGCAUGCACCCUGCGGUGGCCGUGGGCCUGGUGUUCGCGGGCUGCUGCAGUAACGUGGUGUUUCUGGAACUUUUAGCCAGGAAAUUUCCAGGAUGUGGAAACAUCGUUACGUUUGCACAGUUUCUAUUCAUAGCCAUAGAAGGCUUUAUCUUCCAGGCAGAUUUCGGCAGGAGGAAACCAGCCGUUCCAAUAAGGUAUUACAUAAUCAUGGUAGCCAUGUAUUUCACAGUCAGCGUGGUGAAUAACUAUGCGCUCAACCUCAAUAUCUCCAUGCCGCUACACAUGAUAUUUAGAUCGGGAUCUUUGAUAGCAAAUAUGAUACUCGGCAUCAUUAUUCUUAAAAAUAGAUACAGCACAUCCAAGUACCUGUCUAUUGGCCUGGUGUCUAUGGGGAUCUUUAUUUGCACAUUAAUGUCUGCGAAGCAAGUGGCAUCCCAUCCAUCUGCCACUGAGGAAGAUGGGUUUAUUGCCUUCUUAUGGUGGCUUCUAGGUAUUGCAGCUCUGACCUUCGCCCUUCUAGUUUCCGCCAGGAUGGGAAUCUUUCAGGAAACGCUGUAUAAGGAAUACGGGAAGCAUUCCAAAGAGGCAUUAUUUUAUAACCAUGCAUUGCCUCUGCCUGGAUUCCUGCUCCUAGCUCCUGACAUUUAUAAUCACGCGGUUAUGUUCACCAAGAGCGAGCUGUUCCAGGUCCCCGUUCUGGGAGUACAGAUGCCGAUCAUGUGGUUUUAUGUGCUAAUGAACGUAAUCACUCAAUAUGUUUGCAUCCGAGCUGUGUUUACCCUUACCACUGAGUGUCCAUCUCUCACGGUCACCCUGGUUGUCACACUUCGCAAGUUCCUUAGCCUCAUUUUUUCAAUACUUUACUUCAGUAACCCUUUCACCACCUGGCACUGGAUUGGCACGCUUUUUGUGUUCUUGGGAACUCUAUUGUACACUGAAGUGUGGAACAGCAUCAGGACCGCACCUUCCAAGGAUAAGAAGGAAACUAAAAAGGACUAGAUGACCCCCCUUUUUAUUAUAGUCUGGUACAGUGUCAGCGACUAUGAACAUGCCUGUACAGUCUGCAUUGAAUUUUUUUUAAUGUUGCAUCCGUCUCAUUUUAUGAUAGUCUGUUAAUAGGAAACAUUGUAACUGAUCAGCACUGUAAAUAUCCGGUUACCAUUUUAUUAAUAAUUUUGUCAAGGCAUGUGUUCCACGCUGAUAAUGCGGAAGCCAAUCACAUCAGAAUGCUCUAUUUACAUAAGAAAAAUAUCUUAGUUAAAGGACUAUGGGUGCUUAAACAGAGAAUAAGCUAAUGGUAAUCAGCAGCGGCAGUACAGCAAACCAGAAACUGGAUCCUCAGGGGUGGUGCCAGGUAUGCGCAGUUAUAGAGAAGGUAAUCCUGAAGAAAUGGGAAUCUUGCUGAUUGACCCUUUGUAAACCACAAAGGGUUUUGAGAUUACUUAUCCCAAAUAAGAAUAUUACAAAUGUGAAUAUUCAGAAUCUGGAAGCGCACACCAUUAAAUAGUUUAGCUUUACUCUCAUUUAACAUUUUGUUAUCCCCUUAUUUAUUUCAUAUGUGAUUU
This is a messenger RNA of Spea bombifrons (plains spadefoot toad), 1662 nucleotides long. It is a transcript of the gene SLC35B4, whose product is annotated as solute carrier family 35 member B4. Gene Ontology annotation, biological process: transmembrane transport. The record is from RefSeq and is a predicted model, not a curated record. The transcript is spliced from 10 exons. Lineage: Eukaryota; Metazoa; Chordata; Amphibia; Anura; Pelobatidae. Gene Ontology annotation, molecular function: UDP-N-acetylglucosamine transmembrane transporter activity; UDP-xylose transmembrane transporter activity. The coding region runs from base 101 to 1096 and encodes 331 amino acids. Gene Ontology annotation, cellular component: Golgi membrane; endoplasmic reticulum membrane.